AUGAACAACAUUCAUGAUUUUAGUGAAUCCACAUGUUUCACUGUAGAGAGCAAUCAUGAAACACUCCACGUCCCCUCAUGUGCGCCAAUCAUCUCAAGUAUCCAGGCCCCCAACUGCCAACGACGCCACAAAACUUUCCAAGCCCCCGUCAUCCAUCGACCCCGUCUCCCCACCCCUCAUGUACACAUCCUCACUCCCAACCACCCCCUCCCCGUCAUGUAUAACCACAGCCUCCCUCCUCCGCCUCCUAACAUCCCUCUCUCUCUCCUCGGCCCCGAUCCCCCUCUCCUGCCCAUCCCGCUCCACAUUCCCAAUCACCCUCCACCUCCCAACCCGCCUCCCCAUCCGCGCAACCUGCCCCUCCUUCCAUAUCCCAAGCUCACACAGCAUAUUCAUCGCCAAUUGCGCCUUGCGCCUCGUAUCCUCAUCCGCGCUCUUGAGAUCGCGCAGCAGGGCCUUGCGCGCAGACUUGUUGGCAUAGAAGCGCGUGCAUAG
Messenger RNA from Plenodomus lingam JN3, 495 nucleotides. The record is from RefSeq and is a predicted model, not a curated record. NCBI's taxonomy places the organism in Eukaryota, Fungi, Ascomycota, Dothideomycetes, Pleosporales, Leptosphaeriaceae.